AUGCCUCGCAUCUACCUCGGAAAAAUACCAUACAAUGCGAGAGAGCGCGACAUUGAGCGUUUCCUAAAAGGAUAUGGUCGAAUUACUAAUAUCUCGAUGAAAUACGGAUUUGCGUUUGUUGAUUUCGAAGAUCACCGUGAUGCUGAGGACGCAUGUCACGAUUUAGACGGCAAAACUAUGGAUGGAGGCUCGAUGCGUGUCGUGGUUGAAAUGGCACGUGGAAAACCACGCGGAAGCGAUGCUCGUGGAGGAUCCAGAUCUCCAAGAAGACGCUCUCGCUCUCCGAGACGUCGUUCGCGCACACCUCCGAGAAGACGCUCUCGUAGUCGUUCUCGAGAUCGCAAGCGCACUCGCAGAUCUCGUUCAAGAAGCGCUUCAAGAUCUAAGUCACCAGUACGUGAUAACCACCGUAGAGAGGAAUCCAGAUCUCCUAGCCCAAAACGAGAAGCAAAACGUGAAGCUUCGAGAUCGAGAUCUCGUUCCCCAGUUCAUGUCAACAGCAAAAGUCGCAGUCCAUCGCCAUUCAAAGCAUCUCCACACAAAAACGGAGAUAACGGCAAAAAUCACAGCGAAAGUCGGCACAGUAGCCGCAGCAGAGAUGACCGCAGUGUCUCACGCUCUCCUUCUCCAAGAUCUCCAAACGCCUGA
Caenorhabditis remanei is the source of this 648-nucleotide messenger RNA. RefSeq lists its product as uncharacterized. Gene Ontology annotation, cellular component: cytoplasm; nucleus; ribonucleoprotein complex. NCBI's taxonomy places the organism in Eukaryota, Metazoa, Nematoda, Chromadorea, Rhabditida, Rhabditidae. The coding region runs from base 1 to 648 and encodes 215 amino acids. Gene Ontology annotation, molecular function: mRNA binding. The record is from RefSeq and is a predicted model, not a curated record. The transcript is spliced from 4 exons.